GUUCAUUCUGUGGGAGGCGGUCUGUCCUAUGGCUGCGGUCAACAUCUGGAAGAAYUUACUCACGCUGUUGCUUACCUUGGAGAGUAUACCGCAAGUACAACUGCAAUUUCAAAAUGUCUUUUGUAAAAAUUGACGAAAAGUCCGACUUCUCCUAUCACAAUUUACCUUAUGGCGUGUUCUCGACACCGGAUAAUUCCAGGCACCGGAUUGGGGUUGCUAUUGGAGAUCAGAUUCUGGAUUUGAGCGUUAUAAAGUCACUCUUCAGAGGUCCUGUGCUCUCCAAUCACCAGGAUGUGUUUGACCAGCCGACCCUAAAUGCGUUCAUGGGUCUGGGGUACGAGGCAUGGAGGGAGGCCAGGAGGAGUCUACAGCAGCUGCUGUCUGCACACGAGACCACGCUCAGAGACGACGUCAGCCUCAGGAGCAGAGCGUUUUUCCAUCAGAGUUCAGCCAUGAUGCAUCUGCCUGCUGAGAUAGGUGACUACACUGACUUCUACUCAUCCAGGGACCAUGCCACCAAUGUUGGCAUUAUGUUCCGAGGGAAGGAGAAUGCUCUGAUGCCCAACUGGUUGAGGCUGCCCGUGGGGUAUCAUGGCAGGGCUUCUUCCAUAGUGGUGUCUGGGACCCCCAUACGCAGACCCUCUGGACAGAUGAGACCCGACCAAUCUAAGCCUCCUGUGUUUGGCCAGUCCAAGCAGCUGGACAUUGAGCUGGAGAUGGCAUUCUUUGUGGGUGGAGGUAAUCGUCUUGGUGAGCACAUUCCCAUAGAGAGAGCCCACCAACACAUCUUUGGCAUGGUUCUAAUGAACGACUGGAGUGCCAGGGAUAUCCAGGCGUGGGAGUACGUUCCUCUGGGUCCGUUUCUGGGGAAGAACUUUGGGACAACCAUCUCACCCUGGGUGGUUCCUAUGGAGGCCCUGCUGCCCUUCGCUGAGCCCAACACUGUCCAGGAUCCAAAGCCCCUCCCUUAUCUAUGCCAUGACGAUGCCUUCACCUUCAACAUUAACUUAUUUGUGUCAGUGAAAGGUUACUGUGAGGGGAGUGGGUAUAGGGUGGGUUUCGGACCGUGUGCGGGGACCAUUCUACCAGCCCUGUAACCUUGACAAUCAUCCACCCUCAAUGUCUCUUCCAUCCUGGGGGGAGUAAUGUUGUUACUGAAGUCCUUUAAAAAUGGACAAUCCGGGAUUUUAAAUACAACAAAUCAGUCGGAUGAUGUACGUACCAAUCCAGGAUUGACCCUUUAAAUUUUCAUUUUMAUUGAGGAUUAUUGUUUAUCAUUCUAAAGUAUUGUUGCCAGAAGCAGUGUUAUAUUCCAUAAUGUUGUAACUAUGUGKUUUGGGACCUGACAUCUAAAAACUAUAGAUGUUUAAACCCUCCUGUGACUUUGUGUUUUGUCUUCAUCCUAUUGACUUACUGAGUGACAUCUUUAUGGUGCAAAAUAUUGUAGUUAAAAUCUGUGCAAAAGUACAGUAA
Messenger RNA from Salvelinus sp. IW2-2015, 1473 nucleotides. The record is from RefSeq and is a predicted model, not a curated record. Lineage: Eukaryota; Metazoa; Chordata; Actinopteri; Salmoniformes; Salmonidae.